GAGCUGCCGGGCGAGCACCGUUAGGGCAGCCUGGCGCGCGGCGCCCGCCAGGCGCCCAGUCCUCCGCCAUCGCCCACGCCUCCCUGGUGCCAGGGAACAGGUAUCAGCGCGCCUCCCCAGUGGCUGGGAGAGACGCUGAGUGAAGAAGAGGGAAGGACGGUUAGUCAGUGCGACAACUGCCAGAGCUGCUUGGAGAGCUAAGCUGGAAGGGUGCUUAUCCCUGCGUAGAAACGCCUGCCAAUGCUUUCUCAUUUGGACCCAGACUCCAGAUCAGGAGCAGACUUAUAGCUGGAUCAGCUACCAAGAGAAGUUCUAAAUCAAGAAGAGAAAAGCAUUUCAAUUUGGGACAUUUAUUUGCACCUGGAAAUGGGGAAUGGGCUAUCAGACCAGACUUCUAUCCUGUCCAACCUGCCUUCAUUUCAGUCCUUCCACAUUGUUAUUCUGGGUUUGGACUGUGCUGGAAAGACAACUGUCUUAUACAGGCUGCAGUUCAAUGAAUUUGUAAAUACCGUACCUACCAAAGGAUUUAACACUGAGAAAAUUAAGGUAACCUUGGGAAAUUCUAAAACAGUCACUUUCCACUUCUGGGAUGUAGGUGGUCAGGAGAAAUUGAGGCCACUGUGGAAGUCAUAUACCAGAUGCACAGAUGGCAUUGUAUUUGUUGUGGACUCUGUUGAUGUUGAAAGGAUGGAAGAAGCCAAAACUGAACUUCACAAAAUAACUAGGAUAUCAGAAAAUCAAGGAGUCCCUGUACUUAUAGUUGCUAACAAACAAGACUUGAGGAACUCAUUGUCUCUUUCAGAAAUUGAGAAAUUGUUAGCAAUGGGUGAACUGAGCUCAUCAACUCCUUGGCAUUUGCAGCCUACCUGUGCAAUCAUAGGAGAUGGCCUAAAGGAAGGACUUGAGAAACUACAUGAUAUGAUCAUUAAAAGAAGAAAAAUGUUGCGGCAACAGAAAAAGAAAAGAUGAAUAUCAAUACCUAUUAUAUCUGUGUGGAGUAGGUUUUCUCUGGUCUGAUUUUGACAAAUAGAAGUGUCUACAGCGUGGUUUGCCUGUCUGCCCUCCUGGAUGCUAUUAAAGCUUUGUUUUGUUGAACAAUCAAGAUGCCCAACUCUGUUGCCUUGUGGAAGAUGAGUAAAUGCAGUGCUUCUUAAAGUGGUCUCUUCUCCCUACCCCACAAAUCUUUUGGUACUACCAUUUGGGGAAGCCAAGCAAGGAUAGUAAAUUGACCAGAACACAGUUGUGGGAAUUUGGCCUGAAGUUAGUGAAAUAAAACUUUAAAGAGUGUC
This is a messenger RNA of Nomascus leucogenys (northern white-cheeked gibbon), 1289 nucleotides long. RefSeq names its product ARF like GTPase 4A (gene ARL4A). Gene Ontology annotation, cellular component: cytoplasm. Lineage: Eukaryota; Metazoa; Chordata; Mammalia; Primates; Hylobatidae. Gene Ontology annotation, molecular function: GTPase activity; GTP binding. The record is from RefSeq and is a predicted model, not a curated record. Gene Ontology annotation, biological process: vesicle-mediated transport; intracellular protein transport.